Colletes gigas is the source of this 1643-nucleotide messenger RNA. RefSeq lists its product as uncharacterized. The transcript has 5 exons. The coding region runs from base 1 to 1056 and encodes 351 amino acids. The record is from RefSeq and is a predicted model, not a curated record. Lineage: Eukaryota; Metazoa; Arthropoda; Insecta; Hymenoptera; Colletidae.
AUGGUGUGCAAAGUGCACAGGAUGGAGGAGGAACCCCCCGAGGAGGAUAAGAAGCUCGAGACGACGAUGGAGACAGCGAUCGUGGCGCCAAAAACGUCGAACGACGCCUGGGACGGCGGAGCACGUGUUUCCGGUCAGGAAGAGUUCACGUGUUCCCUCUACAUCUCGCGUGCUGUCGGCCCGCAAGGUCAAGUGCAAGGAACGCAAGGUGGUGACGUGUUGCUGCGCCCGAAUCUGGAAGAAACGAUCCGUGCGUCCGACCCCUUGGCCGCGUGGCACGUGUCUGAGACACCUUGCGGCCUGAUCGCUGCAUUCGCGCGCGAGGCUGACGCGGAGAAGCUUCUGCAACGCGGGGAUCUGGCGCGAGUUUUCGAAGGACCCGUACAAGUUGCUCGAUUCUCGGCGAAGGAUUCCCGGUACAGGCAGGCGGUUCUCUUGCGCGACGUGCCCUGGGCCAUUCCAUUGCAGGACAUUAAUUCUGCGCUGUCGAAACAGGGGAUCGCGACGGGGAGCGUCGAACGCUGGCGACAAUACAUCCGCGUCGAGGUGCUCGACGCUGGACAUUACGAGCUACUGUUACGUCAGGGUCUGGACUUUUUCGGGGCGGCCCGGUUCGGUGUGAUUCCUGAACGUUGGUGGCGCGGCGCGACCGGAAGCAUCGGUGGCCCGCUGCAGCCCGGCCCUGGAAUGGCAAACAACUUCCUGGAGGCGACGAGUCUUCAAACGGGGGACGGUGUUCUCCAGUGUUAUCGGUGCCAGGGAUUCUGGCACAUGGCUGCCAACUGCAGACACCUGCCCCGUUGCGUUCGGUGCGGAGAACCGCACAGCGUCGAGUUCUGCCCGCGGCCACGGAACAAUCCCAUUUGUUGUCACUGUUCCGGUCCCCAUCACGCCGGCUACCGUCAGUGCCCGGUCCGGCAGCAACUUUCGAACGCUACGCCGAUUAGCAUCACGCUGAGCACCGGUCGGAUCGGAAAUCAGUAUCCGGUGAACGCCGCGUCGAAGACGAACGCGGUGUCCCACGAGCAGCAGCCUUUGAAGUCGAGCCAGUCGUAAACGUACGAGAAUUACGUUCAGGCGUCGCGCCGUGUGCCCGCUUAUCGCCACACACCGACCUUACCGUUUGUAAAUUGUUCGACGUUUUAUGGGUCACCGAAGGUAUUCAACGUGCUAGGCGUUAUCGCGGCACCGAUAAAUUUUUCUGUUACGACGUCGAAAAUUUCUAGAACGGGAACGGACGCUCGGCGAUUCGACGCUCGAUGAGAAAAAAAGAAAUAAAAUGGAGACGCUGUUUCGCUUCUGCAUCGUUUGUGAAACGUUUACAAAUUCUGGGUAAUAAAUAACCUAUAACGCAACGCAGCUGUCGUUUCGUGAUUUCUACGCGAGAAUUUCAAAAUUCCGACGGGAGCGUACGCGCGCCUUCGACACGUUCUCUACGGUACGAAAUCCGCAUCUACGGGGCGAUCGAAAUGUUUCCGACGACGUACGAAGUAGAGGAAAAAUUCGUAUCUGUUGCUCGUUGAUUGAAAAUUAAACGACCGUUAAAUGUUCGCGAUGGAUAAGCUGAAAUAUCAAUAUUUAUGCCCGAAAAUGCUGAUUUUACACAACACGUAAAACCUAACACCAUUUUGUGUGUCACGUGU